GGCUUUUUAGUUGGGCGGAACCUUUCUCUCGCCUCCUCUUUCCCGGCGCGGGGAAGCCUUUUCCCCCCGGCCUCAGGCGCGCGCCCGGAGCUCCAUGUGGGGCCGCCAAAGCCGCGCAGGGCUGAGUCCGGUUGCCGUAGUAACGCGGGCUUCGGUGUGGGCCGGACGGGGCUUCGCCUCCCUCGCGGGACCGGCGAUGGGCAGCUGGGCCGCGGCGGGGCGGCGGCUGAGCGGCUGCCGAGCGCGCGCCGGAGCCCCCGGGCGCGGGGGCAGCUCGUGGCCCGGCGGGGGCCGAGCCGGGAAGCUGAGCGAGCUGCUGCAGAGCUCGGUGGCGGGCGAGGAGGAGGAGGAGCCGGCGCGGCGGCGGCGGCCCCCCCCCCAGGAGGGCACGGUGCUGCUCUUCCCCGGCCAGGGCAGCCAGUUCGUGGGGAUGGGCCGGGGGCUCCUGCGCUACCCCAACGUCAGGGACAUGUUCCGGGUGGCCGAGAAGGUGCUGGGCUACGACCUGCUCUCGCUCUGCCUGCGGGGGCCGCCGGCCGAGCUGGACCGCACCGUGCACUGCCAGCCUGCCCUCUUCGUGGCCUCCCUGGCCGCCGUCGAGAAGCUCAACCACCAGCAGCCCAGUGUCAUUGAGAGCUGUGUUGCAGCCGCUGGGUUCAGUGUUGGAGAGUUUGCAGCCCUAGUGUUUGCUGGAGCCUUAGAUUAUACAGAAGCCUUGUACGCAGUGAAAGUGCGUGCUGAAGCUAUGCAAAAGGCCUCAGAAGCUGUCCCAAGUGGGAUGCUAUCAGUUAUUGGUCAACGUGAGUCAAAUUACAACUUUGCCUGCUUCGAAGCUCGUGAACACUGUAAAUCAUUGGGUAUAGAAAAUCCUGUGUGUGACGUUUCAAAUUACCUGUUUCCAGAUAGCAGAGUCAUUGCAGGCCAUUUGCAGGCUUUGGAAUUCUUGCAGGAGAAUUCCCGAAAAUAUUAUUUUAAGCGAACAAAAAUGCUUCCAGUCAGUGGUGCUUUUCACACAAGACUCAUGGAACCAGCAACAGAGCCUUUGGCUGAAGUUCUAAAAUCAAUUGAGAUUCAGAAACCAUUCAUCUGUGUCUAUUCGAACGUUGAUAGCAAAAAAUAUAUGCAUUCAAAACACAUUCAGCGUUUGUUAGUAAAGCAGCUUGUUUCACCUGUUAAGUGGGAACAGACUAUGCAUGCUAUAUAUGAAAGAAAACAAGGAGUAGAGUUUCCUUAUACAUAUGAAGUGGGGCCUGGGAAGCAGCUAGGAGCAAUCCUCAGAAACUGCAAUUUAAAGGCUUGGAAGCUGUAUAAACAUAUUGAUGUUUCAGAAGAUGAAGAAGCAGAGGAAAUGUAGUUCUGAAGGAAAAUCCACAUGAUUCCUUCCUCUCCCCCCCCCCCCGCUUAAUUUUAAAUGAUUUUAUCACUCCUGAAAGGCAGAUACGACAACCCCUGAAGACUGAAGUCCUCUCUUUAUCUUAUCCCCAGAAGAGCUCGGCACACACAAUUGCAAUGCAAGGUUUCCUUCCCCAUAUUACAGCUCCAGCAUGCAUCAGACUUUACGUGGAAGGAUCACUUCUAAGGUUCGGCCAUUCAACCUGUCAUUUCUGAGACAGCCAACAAAGAUGCCAGUUCACUAUUAGAUUUGGGCCCGGUCCUGCAAGCAAAUCCACAUAUGCAGGCCCUUUUACCCAUGUGGAGUUAAGUUGAAGUCAAUAGGGUUGUGUCCAUGUGCAAAGGUCUUUUUGCUUGGAUCUAGUUGCAGAAUCAGGCCCUUUUUAAUAUUAUUUUCUUUUUUGGACUUCUGUUUAUUAGGAUCAAGAAUUAAUUUAGAUAAACUAUUGGAGUAUAACAACUUUCAGUCACUACCAUGUUUUGUUUUAUAAGGUAUCUAAUCAGUGGGACAAAUAACUGAAAUGCUCUUUUUUUUUUUUUUUUUUUUUUUAAAUUUUGUUUCUACAGGAAAAGUUUAUUUUUUUCCAUGAGUCAGAUAAAUUAGAAAAUUAUUAUUAGAAAUACAGUUUUUUCUUAAGGUUGCAUUAAUAAUACAUUAUUUCUAAAGCUCUUCCUCCGUGAAUUAAUGCUAUCUGUGUAGUAAUUACACAAAGUCCAUCUGUGGGAGGAAGUGUUUUCCUUCCUCUGUGCUCACUGUGUUUCAAGAUCAUUGUAGAGGGUUUCCUUUCCUAAGUUACCAGAGGCAGAUGUGACCUUUUUCACCUUCUAGCCAGUGCCACCCCUCUCAGAAGCUUUACCAGAAUGCUCUACCACCAGAUAGGUAUAAAUAGUAGGCUUGAGUUCCCUGUCUGUGGCACUUUUUUAGAUAAUACAACUCAGCCAGUUAGUUAGUUAUUGGGCCAAGCUGAUCCUUUGAACCUCUUUUAAGGAAGCAGAAAAAUGGCUAUACUAAAUCUUUGCAGCUUCUCCUUACCCCUGUGCUUAGAAUAGGGGCCGCAAGGAGUGUUCGAAGGUUAGUGCUAGAAAAUACUCUAUGUACUUCAUCCUGCUACAGCCCUGAAUAGAGGAUCUUGAGUUUUUUGCCACAGCAAUAGGAGAGGAAUUCAGGUGCAGGAGGAGAGCUAGAUCCUUCUACAGCAACAGUAAAAUUAUCUUCCCUUUCUACUUAUGGGUUGGAGUGUGCUAAGUUGAUGAGCAGAUCGUAUUGGUCCUCUAUGCCAUACUAGGUGCAGUUCCUUCCCUUCAGGUUAAACAACUGAAGCAGCCCCACUGAAGCCUCUGCGCCCAUCAGUACGACUACAAGCUUACAUUGUAUAUGGGUUAGGCUCUCUCUGAACAGUGGGUGAAAUAAUGGUGCCUUGGGCCCCCUUUCCACCUACUCAGCCAACUAGUGGAGGUGCCCAUGGAAGUUAUGGGGUGGCUGUUUGCCUCCAUAACUAAGGAGGCAGGCUCUACUUUCCGUCUAGCCUUGCAUGGCAUUCCACUAUAUGGGAUGAUUGUUGUACUUAAGGCAUAUUGGAUUAUGCAGUGCCACUCACUGAUCCUAUCAAGGUUCUCUAGGAAGCAUUCCUAGCCAAUGGUUGAUGAAUUAGGCCCUUAAAUGAAACAGGUUCUUUUCUUGUUGCUCAAUGUAUUAAUGAAUCUCCAGCUUCAAACAAGCAUUCAUUUAAAAUAAAGCGUAUUGUGUCUAAGAAUUAAUCUUCCCCUGUAGAAUCCAGUCCUCAAACAACAAAUCUGUUAGCAGUUUUAAAUGUAAUCCAAAAACAGAAGAGAUUAUUAUUUUGAGUUUAGAUGCUGCAUCUCAUUCAGUCUAGCCUCACAGCCAUAGGGAAAUACGACUCUGAAGCUUAUUAUUAAAGACAAGAUGUUUGUGUCUAUCUUCCUCAGACGGUACCAGACUGCCCAUAGGAAAAAACAUAGGUUUAAAAAAAAUCGGAGAAGAAAGAACAAAUUCUCAUCUGGUAAUUAUCCCUGAGGCUCUUAUGACACAGCCUUGAGUCAGAACUAGGGGGAAGAAGAGAAGGGUGAAGCCAAGCUAUUUCCAUGGCACCUAUUUGAGACUGUUGAAACAAUCAUCAUCCUGGAUAUUCAGCCCAAACAUCUAGAGGCGCUUUAUUUAAAAAAAUGCAAAGCUCCAUACAAGUGAGUAUUUCUAUCAAUUAAAAAAGCUGUGCAAGCCUUUGUAAUUAAAGGCAGAAUAGAAAUUCUCCACUGAAGUCAAACAAAUGGAGUGACUAAAAAGUUCUGUUUGUUAUUGAAGGACAAAAAGACUUGUUACCAAAGGUGGCAACUGCUGCAGCAAAAAUUAAGGACAUCAUUGUCAUCUCUUCUUCCAAGGCAGAACUACUAAAAGCCCCUGAACAGGAAGAUUUGAAUCAGUUCUCAGGUCUGACUGCAAGGUGGUGGUAUCAGUCUUUUGAUUUCCUGUAGCUACAUCUUGCUUUUCAAGGGCCAUUCUGGCAUGGGCAGGUGAAGUGACUAAUCUGAGUCCAUCAAAAUGCAAGAGUUUAAAAACAGUGUUUCAGAAGUCACAGCCUACCUGAGUCUAUGUACUAGAGGGUUACCAGGCUGUAUUAAUUGGAUCUAAACUUUGGAUCCCACAUGCAUCUAAGCUGGCUGGGUCUGGGUAACAUCCAGUCACUGUUUCUGGCUCUUGGACUCUGAGGCCCACGUGGUGCAGGCUUCCUGUCUGAAACCCAUUCUUUGGAUGGGAGACUCCACCAUGUAACUGUGCUGAAACCCAAGACCAUUGCUGAGGCUUCCUAACUGUCCCAAGUCACUUAUGGAUCCUUCCCCAGAGUCUUGACCCCCCCCCCAUCCUCUGGUUUAUAGUCUAAUUUUUCAGGACAUGUGUCAACUAAGCAACAGAGAGUUCAACACUCAUAGCUACCACAGGAGAGUUACAGAACGACGCAAAGCAAUGAAUGCGUGAACACACAAUCCCCACCUUCACCACUCUUGAGAGGCCUUGGGUUUUUGUCAGCAUACUUGGGGAAAGACAGUGCUCCUCCACAGUAUCUUGUAUUUCUUGUGAUGGACUGGCUAACUUGCUUAGAGAACUUGUUCCUCUUAAAAACUGUCUGAGACAUUUUUUCUCCUCUUCCAUGAGGGCUGUUCCAUGCUCCAACUCUCUAUUAGCUGUUAGGCUGAGGGUAGUGAAAAGUCAAUUGCUCUCCUGAUAGAAACCCCAUUGCCUCCAAGGGUAGAAUUAUUCAAUUGUUGAAGGCUGUAAAAGGGUAGGUGGCCCCUUAAAUGAAACUGGGCUCGGUGCUCUUCUUCAGUCCAGGUGCUCACAGUUGGGCCAAUUAAGAGGGUAGUGCAGCAACCCAGGGGGUAUAAAAGGUCAGUUGGGUGUCAAAGCAGCCUGACUGAGUCAGUUAGGAGAAGACAGCUGUUAGAGACAGAAGUGGGUCCUGGGAGAAGGCUGAAGGUAAAGAGAAUAGCAAAGGGGUUUGCUGGCUGGUGUCAUCCAGGCUAGGGCUGGAGAGUGUUGGAAGCGGAAGUAGCAGUGGGAGUUGCCUCCUGGCCAUAAGCUAGAACUAAGAGCUUGAGAGCGCAGGGGAGAAACUUACUGCUGACAUCUCUAGUACUGGAGAGCUGGAUGCAUGGGAAUAGCAAAAGGGCCAAAGGGAAUAAAGGAAUGCUUCCCUGGUAAAGAUCCUCUCCCAGCAUAGACUUUUUGGGGGGGGUUCCAACUAGGAAGAGCAGGUUUGUACUCUAGCUGGAAGGACUAGGGUGGCUUGCAGAGGGAUAGAAGAGGCUGGACAAGGAGCCUGCAUAUGAUGGAAGACACUGAAGUAUGGUGAGAAUGAUCUCCUGGUAGAGGGACUGGGGGGGGGUUCCUGCUGGAAAGAGGAGGGGUUUAAGGACUGUGCACUGUGGGUUAUAUGGACUAUGUUUUAAGAAGGUUGUUAUGAAUUACUUGCACUAUGUAUUGUUAAACUUAACUGACUAGAGGAUAAGCUUGUGUGAUGUUACUGGGAACUCAAAAACCGAGGUGGCGGGGGGGCACUUGCAGGGUUGCCCUGUGGCUAUGAGGGUGCCCAGAAGGAGGCCAUGUGGUUUAUAAUGGCCUGGGUUCAGCUCCCCAGACACAAUCUCUUCCUGCUACAAAAUGAAAAUUCUAAUCCACGCUGAAGACUACAAUCUUAAAUGCUAUUCAUAAAACAAAAAGAAAUUACUAUAAUACAUGGACAUAGACAUGUCCUCCAAUCUUA
Messenger RNA from Caretta caretta (loggerhead turtle), 5669 nucleotides. It is a transcript of the gene MCAT, whose product is annotated as malonyl-CoA-acyl carrier protein transacylase. NCBI's taxonomy places the organism in Eukaryota, Metazoa, Chordata, Testudines, Cheloniidae. The record is from RefSeq and is a predicted model, not a curated record. Gene Ontology annotation, molecular function: transferase activity.